AUGAAACUGACACUAAAUAGUGAGAACAUCUGUACACCCAACAGCACAGGGAGACGACAUAACAAAAACACUGACUGUCAAAACUCGCGGUCCCUCUUCAGUACGGAAGUUUUCCCUCGUCGACUUCCUUCCUGCUGUUCCUCCAGCAGCACGGCGAACUUGGAGCAGACAGAAGACGACCCAAAACACGCAAAAAUGUCCACCGAAGUCUCAAUUUUAACCAAGCCGACAGCAAACGGACAAUUGGGGGCAGGCGGCGGAGACACAGGCGCGUUCCCAAGUCUGAUCCCGUCGUUCGCUGACGCGUGCAAGUUGGUGUCCGCGCCGUACUCGUGUCUGGUCACGGACACGCACAGAAGACAUAUUGCCCUGUCACCCAUGUACCUGAAUAAGAAACGGACAGGGAUCCAAGAGGAACUGAACACGGAACUGCUAAGAUACUCAGAAACUCUGAAGGGCGUGCCUCUGGCCUAUGAUGACGUCAGUUUGCUGCAGCAGCAUGGAGAAAUCUACGACGAUAACGGAUACAUUCACCUCGACAUACAGGCCAACUUUGUCAUCUUCCAACCCCAGAGAGGACAUAAACUACUGGGUAUAGUUAAUAAGCUUGGUGUGAGUCACGUGGGCUGUCUAGUCCAUGGCUGUUUCAACGCCAGCGUUCCGAAGCCAGCCCACGUCACCAUCGACACCUGGAGGGAGGCAGGACCCAGGAUAGGGGCAGAGCUGGAGUUUGAGGUCUGUCAGCUAGAUGCAGACACAGUCGGCGUACUGCUGAUCAGAGGAAGACUUGACAGGACACGGGUUCAGGAGCUGAUGGCAGCUGGAGAGAGUUCUGAUCCUACUGACCCCGCAGAACAGCUGGAGGAACCAGACACAGAACCUGCUCUAGAACCCAACCAGGACUCGCCCGAUGCCACCGUCAAACCCAAGAAGAAGAAGAAAAAGGAGAAACGCAGAGAGGAGGUGGCUUUAGUAGCAGCCCCCGGAGACGCUGUGCACGGAACAGCAGAGGACAGCAGCACUAGCAGCCACACGGAAGAGAGGAGGAAGAAAAAGGAGAAACGACAGAAAGAGGAGGAUGUGGAGAGAGAAGUGGAUGAGAGGGGUCCUGUGGAGUUGCAGGGGAGCGACUCCAGCGGUUACCUUAGUGACAAGCCAAACAGGAAGAGGAAACAGGGUAUUGAUAUCACGCCCUGUCUCCAUGGAGAUCCUGAAACGCCCAAAACUAAGAAGAAGAAAAAUAAAUGAUGUGACUGAAAGACUGAAGCAAGAUAAUUUAGUGAAACUGGAUGAACAUUACAAGAUGAUGAUGAUGACUAAUGGAGUGCCUUAAGUAGACCUGGUGACUUAGUUUGAUUACAGCUUCAGUCCUGUAUUGUCUCCCAUAUUGUUGGGGUGAUUCGUGACUCUCUCUUCAUUCAGCUCUUUGUGUAGUUCCCUUGAGAAACCUGCAGAGGGAGCCAAGUCACUUCUAGAAGCCUCAAGUGUGGCUCAUGGUAAAGCACUCCAGUGUUUGUUAGCCAGGCUUUACCCUUCUAGCUACGGCUAGAACACAUCAACAUGCUGUAGGGCUGUUCAUCAUGGCUUAACCAGUGUGUUAAAGUCUUCAAAUCUCAAAUGGCACCCUAUUCCCUACAUGGUGCACUAGUUUGGGCCAGGGUCACAUAAGGCUAUCAUAUAGGUUCCUUGCCAAAAGUAGUGCGCUGUGUAGGGAAUUAGGGUUUCAUUUGGAACAGAGAUGGUGUUUGUUGUGCUGUUCUCAAGGCCCCAGACAAAGGGAAAGAUGUUGCCAGUGUCUAGUCCUUCUACUUGUGUAUAGGUGACACAUUGAAGACUUCAGCAAAGCAGAGAAAAGUGUAUUAAUUCAUUAAAUAAUGAUGUAUUUGUGA
Coregonus clupeaformis (lake whitefish) is the source of this 1889-nucleotide messenger RNA. Its product is annotated as DNA-directed RNA polymerase I subunit RPA43. The record is from RefSeq and is a predicted model, not a curated record. Gene Ontology annotation, biological process: DNA-templated transcription initiation. Gene Ontology annotation, cellular component: RNA polymerase I complex. The transcript is spliced from 5 exons. Lineage: Eukaryota; Metazoa; Chordata; Actinopteri; Salmoniformes; Salmonidae. The coding region runs from base 1 to 1248 and encodes 415 amino acids.